AUGUUGAAGUCUAGACGCGUGGCUUUCAAGUUUGUCGCUCAGGAACAGAGGGAAGGUGCCGGAGCUACCGUGCGACGUUCGUUGGGCUCUCAGGAGCUUCGCAAACUGGACCCGUUCCUUUUGUUAGACGAGUUCAACGUUGGCCUACCCGGCGGCUUCCCUGACCACCCCCACCGAGGAUUUGAGACUGUAACAUACAUGCUGCCGACUUCAAUUGGACAUAUGCGCCACGAAGACUUUCUAGGCAACAAGGGCGAGCUCCGACCGGGAGACCUGCAAUGGAUGACCCCGGGCAAAGGCAUUCUGCACGCUGAGAUGCCGGCAAGUGAGUCAAAAGCUCAUGGUCUACAGUUGUGGAUCAAUCUGCCAAAGGCUAAAAAGGCCAUGGAGCCACGUUAUCAGGAAAUCGGUCGGAAUUCCGUACCUCAUGUGUGGGAUAACACCAAGAAGGUGGAAGCAAUCGUAUUUGCAGGAGAGGUGUUUGGACAGAAAGGCCCGAUUGAGACGGAAGCGCCUGUGACAUUUAUUCACUUUUUGAUGAAGAAAGAGGCCGAGCUCGAAUGCAAGAUCCCUGCGGGUCAUAACGCGUUCGUGUACAUUUUGAGUGGCACUGGCAAGUGUGCAGGUGAUCGCAUUGAGGCCCACCAUGCGAUUGUCCUGGAACGAGAUGGUGAUGGCGUACAUAUAAUAACGGACGACACAGCGGGGCUCGAAUUUAUCGUUAUCAGUGGUCAACCUUUGAACGAGCCAGUGGUACAGCACGGUCCUUUUGUCAUGACUUCAGAGGCAGAGAUCCACCAGACCAUUCACGACUACCAGACCGGCUCAAACGGGUUCGAGAAUGCGCCACACUGGACGUCGACAAUCGGUCGUUGA
Molecule: messenger RNA, 876 nt
Organism: Peronospora matthiolae
Lineage: Eukaryota; Oomycota; Peronosporomycetes; Peronosporales; Peronosporaceae
Source: the annotation of a GenBank genome assembly